Messenger RNA from Plasmodium coatneyi, 8250 nucleotides. RefSeq lists its product as uncharacterized. NCBI's taxonomy places the organism in Eukaryota, Apicomplexa, Aconoidasida, Haemosporida, Plasmodiidae. The record is from RefSeq and is a predicted model, not a curated record. Bases 1 to 8250 code for a protein of 2749 amino acids. The transcript has a single exon.
AUGAGCGAACAGUACCAAUUUGGCUUUUACGAAAAUACCAUGAAAGGACAAUUCAGGGAUUACGAAACGCAUUCAGACGUUUCUUGCAAAAUCGGAUAUAGCGACUCCGAAUCGGAAGGAGUGGCAUCCAUUAAGGACGUACCCUAUUAUGCAUAUAACUAUAAUUUGAACAAUUCUAAAAAGGAGAAAUUAGAAAAACCCGUUUGGAAAAGUAUCUAUGACAUUGAGGAGACAACCAAAAAUUCGUUCUCCGAUUAUGAGUAUAACAAGAAUGAACAGUGUGACAGUGGAGUGGAGUCCCCAAGGUUUGGGAACACGUCGGGGGAGGAAGACACAGAGGAGCAGUUCCAUCUAAACGGGGGAGAAGAUCCGUAUGCGGAGGUUCAGGAAGAUGGCAAAAUCGGCGAAGUUACUCUGAUGGGAAGAGCCAACCAAAUGGAGGACACCGAUGAAGACGAGUGGGGAAAGGAACAAACCAAGACAGCUAAUCGUCCUCAAAAUUUAUACGCACACAUGAAAGGAGAUGGUCAAAUAGGGGCACUUCCUUUUAGGGAAACAUUUGGGAACUUUUUCAAUGAAGGUACACACAUUGGGAACCACCUCAGUUAUAACUUUAGAAAAGAAUUUGAAAAUAAUAUGUACAACAAUUUAAGCGCCUUCAAACGUUCACAGAAUAAGUUUUCUGUAGACGAUGGGGAUGAUGCGUCUAGGCAUUUCCUGAAGCCCAAGACGUUUAAGGACAGCAAUGGGUUAUUUGAUGACUUGGGUGAGGAAAAGCUAGACAUUGGGUUUUUGAGAAAGGAGCAUGAGAAGCUAAUGAAGGAGGGGGGGUCGUUUAAGGUGGUGAAUAAUGGCAACGCGGCUAAAGUGGUAACUACGGGGAAAAGACCAAAUGGCUAUCCCACCACAGGACAGUCCCUCCACAAUCCCAAUGCCCCCAAACAGAAGAGCAAACAGAAUGGCAGCAAAUUGAAAAAGAAACACACACUCCAGUAUGCUGUAAACAGUGUGGAUAAAAACUCCUCCUUAUCGUCUGGCAACAGCACGUCAGAUACGUACGAACAGGAUUUUGUAGGCAAAAGGAAGGUCCACUUUAAGGGUGACGAAAUGGGCAAAGAGGAUGUCGACGACGCCGAGGAGGAGGAGGUAGAUAAUGAAGCGGAUCAUGAAGAAUUAGACGAAGAGUCGGAAGAAGCAGACCAAGACACGGACGACGUGGAUGACGAGAUGGAUGACAACACGGACGAUAGUCUGGAGCAGCAAGAACACACCGCCGAUCCUCUAACGUGGAAAGAAAAAAGAGGACAUGCUAACACGAGGGGGGAAAAGAACGCCUGGAAGGAGCAUACUGAGGAAGGAGAUGACCCAUACGAGAAGAAAACUGGGACUACACCGAGUCGAAGCGGCGCAGAAAGUGAGAGCAAACCGUUGAAGGAGGAAGCAGACGAAAAUCGCAUGAAUGAACACAUUGCGAAACAAAUUGACUUUGAGUGGUGGAAGGUUAACGAAAAAACGAACAAUCAAAACGACAUGGCAAAGUCACAGGAGGGAAGUGACAAAAAGGGAAGGAUAUUAAAUCGUUAUGAAAUACCAAAGGAUAUCUCCUACUAUGUGGAAAGGUAUCAAAGGAGAAAGGAAGGAAAUAAUACAGAUCGUAGUGAUGACACCGAGAAGGAUAAACAAGAGAGGAUGGAAGAUUCAUCCGAGGAGGCCUCUACCGAUGGGAAGAGUAACCCUAGUGGUCACAUCAGUAAAGAGGACUUCAAAGUAGGGGGGAUGCACCAUAAGAAUAUUGAGCAGGUUAGUAGUUCCCCAUUUUUAAGUGAACAAAUGGGGGAAGUGCACAAUGCAGAAGAUGCAGAUGAUACGGGAGAACCAACGGGAGAAGAGUCACAAAAUGGAGACGUCUUCACCGAAGGGAGGUCUUCGUCUUAUUCCCCCACUGAUGGUAUCAAAACGGUCAUGCAUAAUGACCAAAUGGAAACAGGUCCAUUUGAAAUUUUUAAUCAAAGGAAGGAACCCUACUUUAAUAAAAGGAGCACAAAAGGGAAUGAAGUACAUACAGGUGUUGACAUUGGAGGGGGGGGUUCACCAGGUGACUAUUUUUCUUAUGAUGAGAAGACAGGGGAAAGAACUAUUUUGAACAUAUCACCAGAGGACAGUUUGGACAGGAAGAACUAUCCAAUGGAUGGGACCUCUCCCUCCAUGGACGAAAUAUAUGAUAAAAUAAACGCCCACUUUGGAACAGGUAUGAACAGCAAGAAUUACGUGCAGAUUAUGGCGGAGGGCAUUCAUAGCGGAAAUAAAAAUAUUCGUACAAAUCUGGAAGGAUCAAAGAAUGGACCCUUUUUGGAAGAAGAGAAAAAAGAAAAAAUGGAUAUUUUUUUAAACUACUUAAAAUGCAUCGAUGGGGAUUCAUUAAAUAAGGCCUUCCAAUACUUCGUCGAGAAGGAGAAUGACGAAAGUGUGAGGAAACAACUGGAAAUGUGCCUAAUGGGGAAGGAAAAGGAGGGGACGGCGAAUAAAGGCACACUGACUGAUGAACAAACAAGCACCCUCGUGGUGAGCAAUCAAAACACACAAACGGUUAGCGCGAGUUUGAAAAAUGAACAAGUGCAGACGAACAGUAAGGGAGGAAACAUGGAGGACAAUUUUAUGCAAACGGAUAUAAAAGAUGUUAACACAAAAUUGUAUGUUAAAAAUGAGAUGAUAAAUAAAAAGACAAGUGUGGAUUCGAUUUUUUUUAGAAGCCUCAGCAGGGAUGGCAAGAAUACGCCCAAGAGUGGUGCUGAAAGUGGUGAAGAAGUUGCACAAUUGGAAGCGAAAAUGGAGGACCCUCCGCAUGAUGCACACAACCCUGUGGAUGAUAAUAUAAGUCGGGAAGAAUACAACGAACUGAAGAAGAUCAACGAAUUGAAGGAAAAAAUUUUAGAAAAAAUUAAAUCCUGUUAUGAUAACAUGAGCGAAAAUAAUGAAGAGGAGGCAGCCAUCCUGAUGCUGCACGAUAGGAAGGAACGCAACAACAUGGGGAGCUCCAACGGGAUGGAUAAAGGAAGCAAUUGUUAUGCUGAGCAAGGGAAAAAUUACAAUGCUAAGGGGAAGAAAAAAAGAAGCAAAGGUGUCCUCACGAUGGAAACAUUCGAGUCGAUGAAGUCUUUCGAAAAAGAAAUGAAUUUGCUAAAAUCGCACAACGAAAGGUUAAAAAGGAGAAUUGAAAAACUGUAUGGAGAGAAGGAAAGACUAAAAAGCGAUUACGUUAAAAUGGAAAAAAUUAAGGAAAGCCAAGAUAGCCUUUUCCUAGCAACGGAAAAGCAUAUAGAAAAGUUGCACGACCAGUUGGAUAACCUGUCCAGACAGAACGAAAACAUGAAGGGAGAUUUGAAGCAGAAAAGUAUUCAGAUUAUUGCGCUGGAGUCACAAAUAGAUUUAGAUGAUGCGGAUGGGAAGAACAACGAAGGGGAUGACCCUGUAGAUGAAUUUGUACAGCAAAGAAUGUGCAAACCAAACGCAGAUAAGACAACGGAUAAGCUGCCCUUCCUCGACCUGAACAAACAGUUAGACAAUUUCAAGGGACAAAUAAAAGAUAAAAAAAUAAUAAAGGAACAAAUAAACCAGCUGCAAAAACAACUACACGCCUUAAAAGAUGAUAUUAAAAUGAUGGAAUCGCUAAAAAUGGAAAAUGAAAAAUUGAAGAAAUUGUUAAGUAAGAAAAAUUCCAACCUUAGCGAAUAUGAAAAGAGCAUAAAUAGGUUAGAAAAAAAUGUAGGAAUGUUGAACGAUCAGAAUUUUGACUUGCGCAAGGAAAACACAAAUUUGUCUGCAAAUGUGAUGGCCCUAUCACGUUGCGAUGAAACGAUAAAUGAUCUCUCAGAACCAUCGCAAAAGGGAACACGCACAAAUCGAGGGGAAGCACAAAAUAGAGAAGCAAUAACAGAUAGGGAUAACAAAAUAAAGCAUUUAGAAGCACACGUUGAUACGUUGAAACAGCAAAUUUUUGACCUAAAGGAGGAGAUCUUCGACUUGAAGGAGAAGAACGUCCAGCUGAAGAAAUCGGCCAUGGUGUCCAGCAGUGAAGAUAUCCAAACGGUACAAUCCGAGGCGGAGAAAAUAUAUGUGGACAAAAUUAACCUGCUAAAAGGAAAGCUAGAAGAAAGUAAGACCAAAAUUAGCAUGCUUAACGGAUUGCUCAAAACGUCCAACAAUCAAACUACGCAGUUGAAUAAGAAGGUUAGGACGAUACUGAAGGAAAAUAAAGCCUGGCAGAAAAAAUAUGAAAAAUGUCUUACCUAUUUGGAGAGCCUUAAGGCGAAAUACGAUGAGGAGGUUUUAAAAGUGCAGCGAGGGAAGUCCCCCUUCCUUUUGGGUGCACCAAGGGAAGUGAGUACGUCACCUCUGCGUAGUGUAGCAAUCUCGCUCAACGAACCAAGCGGACACGAUCCUCUUAAUGCAGAUGGUCUAAUAGAACAAAAGGGUCGAAUGUCACUCGAAGGGGAAAUUUACCCAACUGGAGAAGCUCCCCUUGAAGAGGAAAAAAAGGGAGAAAUCGACCUUGUUAACAAAGCAGACACGAACGGUGCUUCCCCCGGAAAAAUGCACAGCCACGUGAGAAGAACCUUGAAUCACCAACAUGAGGAGAAAGAAGAUCCAAAUGAGGGUAAGUCCUACAAAGUUUCAAAACUCAACGGUGCAGAAUCGGAUAGGAAUAUUUACCUUCCCUUUGGUGAAAACUCAAAUGCCAGCUUCCAUAUAAUUCACAACGAAAAUAAGGACGUCAGCAUAAAUGACAUUUUCGAAAUUGACAACAUCACGAGAGAUAUCCAUCGUAUGUUCUCCGAUGAGGAGGAGAGUUCUAAUGGGAGGGAGAAGCAGCAUUACGCUGAAAAGGUUAAGAAGGCCGAUGAUAGAGGCACAACGGAUCAGCUGUACUAUCCCCCCUAUGGAAUGCCACAGUUGGCUCAAAGAAACGUUCGUGAAGACACAAUCAGCUUCAGUGAUACACAUGUAGUUAGCGGCACUGAGGAAUCCUAUCUUGUGAAUAACCAUUUAAGAGCAGCAAACAAAACGAACAUUUCACAUCGUGGUGGAUUCACAAACGUAUUAGACCACUCAGCACAGAAGAACGAGAACAAUUUGAGAAGCGUGUUCAGGUAUAAAAUAAACGGUGAGGAGGAAGAUGUGCAGAUAGGAAACUACAAUGGGGGUGAUUACCCACAAAGUCAGCAUAGCACAGCAGGCAGGAUCGCCAAAACGGAGCAAAGCGGAAUAAACGAAUUGAACAACUCAAAAUUUGGCGGGCACCUCAUGGACGACAUUUACACAAAGGCAGAUGCGAAUAAAUCGACGAACAACCAUUUGAAUCCCUUGAGGUAUAACCCGUACGAAUAUAAUAGCGUGUCAGUUGGCACGAAUACAGAUGUGAACAGGUGGGGAAUUCCGAGAGAGGACAGAACGAAUAACAACCCUAACAGGAACGACGGGGAAAGAGCCGAACCAAAGGGAGAGGACGCAAAUGCUCAAAACAAAAAGUCGCAGGCAUGGAUAAUAGACCUCAAAAACAAUGAAGUGUUCCCGUAUAGGAAGUUGCAGAAUACGUUCCUAACGGAUGAGGAGACACACGUCAUUUCACAAGGGGGUCCUACAACUGGUCAAAAGAAGGCCCCAAUUAAAGGUCACGCUCGUCCGAAAAGCGCGAAGAAGAAGGCAAAGGUAGUAAAGCACACUCAGCGGGAAGAAAAAAUAUAUAAUCCAAAUAACCGAAUGAACAGGAGCACAAAUUUUAGGACAUUCCUGCGCGAUCAGAAAUGCACAAAGGGACAGUCCGUCAAAAAGGCGAAGAGUAAAGAAAAGCUACACCUGCUCGUUAAUAACAUCUCUAAGCUAGUUAAGAACAAAAUAAAGGAGGAACUAAACAACAAAAAUAUUUCCAAGGACAUACUAAACUUUGAAAUUACAAAAAUAAAAAAAAAAGCAAAUAGGUCAAAGGAGAGCUUGAAUAAUAAACGGCAGGACACCACCAUCAUUUUGAGCAACGAUUCCAUGUCCCUAUCGUCCGAAACGUUGAAUGGAACGUUAGAAAUGGAAGACGGUUCUAAGAAAAGUAGAAAGUGGCAUAAUGAAAAUGCGACAUCUUCCACUAGCGGAAGAGGCACACGCAUGCACGCAAGCACGAAUUCCACAGGCAGCUCCAUGGAUAUCAAUUUGGGAAGAAUUGAAAUGGAAGGCAGCAGAGAAAUGUGUGAAACGAAUCAUACAAAUGGUGCACAUAGUGAAAAUGCAUCAAGACAGACUAACCAUAAGCACAACGCGAGUGAGUUGUUUACCGGUAAGAAGAACUCCCCCCCGGUGAGCAAAGAAGACUACCUAUAUGACGAUUUACUCUCCACCAAUUUCAUGCUAAAUGACUUAAGCCUUAACAAUGCCACGUGCUUAGGUCCAAAUAUGAUUGGCAUAGAACAAACCUUUCCACCAGAAUUGGCCCUUGUCAACAUGCAAGGGGAAGAAGCUAUCCACUUGAAUAAGCUUCCUAGUACGUACUUAGACAAUAUGAAGUUAUAUCACCACGAGGAUAGAAAUAAGACUUUCCAGUUGGGUUAUAAUGGCUAUAUGGAGAUGAACCCUUCCAAACCGUUGGACUGCAACCAUGCCAAUGAGAAGGCAAAAAUGAAUGAGGUCCCAAUUAAUGGCGAUUUAAAAAUGAACAUGGGGAUGAUUCAUGACGGGGUAAGACGCGACAUGGCAGCACCUGCAUACUAUGGGAUCAACAGAAGCGUCGAAAAUGUGAACACACAGUGGGGUGUAAAUACGAUAAAUGGUGAUUACCAAGGAGUGGGCAAUGUCGCUGUAGGAGGUAUGUAUCCCCCCUGCCCAAAUUACAACAGUGAUAACACCAUUUUCCAAGUUGAGAAGCUGAACAGCUCGUUCCUGUUCGACAUUAACUCGUUGAGGCCAGAAGCGAACCCCCCAUUUUACGAUCACGCCUUUUUAAAUUACAACCAGCUGGAUAGAAGCAGUGCAGGCAUUCCUAACUUUUCUAAUGAGGGAAAGAGUACAGUAGGUGCAAGCCACAAUGGCUUACAGGAUGCAUACCCCAAUUGCAACAAAGCCAUAUCGCAUAGUCAAGCGGAAAGAGGUGAUCAACCCUGCGAAGAGAAAAACAGGAACGACACGAAUGAUAAGAAUGACACUAAUGAUAGGAAUGAGAGCGGAAAGAUAAAGGAAUAUUUGCGGGACAACCAAAAGGGGGGCCUCAAAAAUACCAGGAGAUCCAAAUCGGUGGACGUUAAAAAGGUAGGAGUGAAAAACAGCUUAACUAAUGACCCUCCUUCUGAGAAGCCAAAAAUGAAGACGCAGAUAUUCAACUAUUCUGGAAAUAGAAAAAACGGACUAAGAGAUAUGUCAACAUAUGUCGAUAAAGUUCUUGAGGACAUGAAGUCGCUCAUUCCUUCGAACGUUAGUAGCAUAGUUGAUAAAUCGCCCAGAGGGGGGAAGGUCACUAGUAGUGUGAACGAACUGGUUCCUAUUAAGUGCAAUUCUAAUGGGAAGACGAACCAGAGUAAGAAUCCCAACAUGGGUGAUGAAGAUAAGGUAGGAAUAUUGGGCAAAGAAAAUGAUAAACUGCUGAACUUGCACGAAAAGGGGGACCUUAUUAAGGACAAUUCUGCAGAUGCCAAUUUGGACGGUACAACUAGGAUGUCUAAUUUGAGCCAUACAUCGCAGGAUACGCUUCCAUCCUUUAGCACCAAGGAAGGAGAAAGCGAGAAUUCCCUAAGGAUAUACAACAUGGAAGACAACGGGCAUAUAAGGGGAAUUAACAAAUCGAAUGAUGUGCAAAGGAAUGACUACUUUUUAGAACGGGUAAAUAAUGAGGACGAACUGCUAGGCAAGCACUUCUCCCUCGAUAGAGCGCAAAAAAAAGACACCAUUUUGUUGGAAGAAAAGAAUAGUGAUGAAGGUGCAAAAUUGAAUGCCCAUUUAGGUACCACCAUGGGUGACAUAACCUUUGCCGACAUUGGGGAUCUUCCACUCAACGCAUUUAGCUUGGAUAAUAUGCUAAAAGGAAUCCACUUAAAUAGUUACGCAAAUAACGGAAGCAAUGUCUUAGGAAAUGCCUUAAUUCCCAGUCCUAGUUUUGUGGAAAACGGCUUAAGGUACAAAAACCAUACGGAAGAAAAACAUCAAUUUCAGUCCGAAACGCGCAAGAGCUUAAGUAGCUUCCGAGAAGCUUUAAAAAAACAAGGCAUUCUGGGUUAG